Messenger RNA from Schistosoma mattheei, 5134 nucleotides. Lineage: Eukaryota; Metazoa; Platyhelminthes; Trematoda; Strigeidida; Schistosomatidae. The record is from the annotation of a GenBank genome assembly.
AAUUCAAACGAAAAUAAAUUUCUUUUAGAACAAUUUUUCAUUAGAAAGAAAGUUUUCCAUUAUUUUAUUCUAUUUUAAUUGAAUGACACAAUGGGUUAUUCUUAUUAUCUGAAGAACAAUUUUUAUUAAAUUUAUAAUUCAAGCAAAUUAUCACAAUCAAGUGGUUUUUGAUUUUAUUUUCUAAACAAACAUACGAUCUUUCAGUAUUACUAGAUUUAUUCUAUCUCUAAGACUUGAUGGGAUGAUACAAUGUAUAUACAGCCAAUGCUGUAUAAUUAGUACCCAGAUAUAUACGUAUGUAUAUAUCUGUAUAUAAUGUUUAGUUAGAUACUUUAAAAAUCGAUAUUAUAGUGUUAACUCAUAUUAAACUAAACUACUUAUAUUACGUUUGAAAAAUCUGUAAUUAGCUGUUAAACAUUUUUCAUCCAGGAGAUUAUUUCAAAUUAUUAAACAAAAGAUCAAUUCCAAAAAAGCAACAUAAAUACAUGUAUGGAAUCAAGUAAAAAAAACCGGAAAUACAUGAUAUAUUGAAUCAAUGGAGUUACGAACCGAAAAAGGGAUUCCAUCAAACGAUGCAAUAUCUUUGAGUCAAGAACCUCAGUCGUCGCCACAAAUUCCAGCAGUUGUUAAACCACGGCGUGGAUCCAUAUUUGUUUCAGCACUUGCAGCGGAACAACAUGGCGCAUCAACUUUACCAACAGAUAAUGCAGGAUCGAUGAUUGUUAGAUUGGGUCGAUCUAGUACAGGUGGGGCAACUGUUGCAACUAGUACCAGUUCACCAAGUACAAAUGGAAUAACUGGAGUCUUACCAGAUUCAUCCGUUGAAGGCGUGAUUGUGACACCAUUUGCUCAAGUGCUUGUUAGUAUGCAACGAAUACGGAAUGCAUUUAUCAGGUUGACCGCUGCUCAAGUAUCAAAUAGAUAUAACAUCACAACCGUAUUUGAUUCGGUUCCAACUGGCAAUCUAGCACAAGAUAGUAGUGAUUAUAAAAUAAUCGCAAAUGAAACACUGGAAGAAUUAGAAUGGUGUCUCAAACAAUUGGAAAAUAUUCAGACAAAAAGGCCUGUCUCUGAUAUGGCUUUUUCAAAAUUUAAACGUUUACUCAACAAAGAGUUGAAUAGUUUUGGUGAAGCUGAUAAGUCUAGACAUCAAAUAUCUGCCUAUAUUUGUGAAACAUUUUUAGAAACUGAAAAAGACGUUGAAACCAAUGAAGAGAUUGAUUCUAUGCUGGAAAGACGACGUAGUAGUGGUCAGUCGCACAAUUCAACCAGUGGACAAGAUACAAAUACUACAAGUAAAAGACAGUCUUCAGGAACUUGUGAUCCAAAUGCUAAUGUAACCAAUACAAGGACACCGGAUACUACUUCUUCCCUUUCCUCAUCAGUUACAAAGACAAGAUUAGGAUCAACUGGAAGUAUGUCAACUGAAUCUCGCAAAAGCGCUCAACUAAAUGAUUCUAGUGGUUUGUUAACAACAAAAUUGUCAUCCAGUUCAAAGUCAACGAGUCAAAAUGUAGACGAUGGUAAUGGGCCAUACCUACCUAUUCAUGGAGUUGAAACGCCCAAUGAUAAUGAGUUAGAGGAAAGAUUCUCGCAGUGCUUGGAUGAAUGGGGUUUAGACAUCUUUGAAAUUGAUCGACUUUCUAAUGGACAUGCCCUUACAACAGUUGCUUAUAGAAUAUUUCAGAAACGUGAUUUACUCAAAACAUUUUGUAUUGAUCCUCGUGUUUUUGUACGUUAUCUGUUAAGAGUUGAAUCAACUUACCAUGCUGAUGUUCCUUAUCAUAACUCAAUGCAUGCAGCCGAUGUUCUUCAAACAGCACAUUUUUUGUUACAAGCGGAAGCAUUAGACGAUGUUUUCAGUGACUUGGAAAUUUUAGCUGUUCUGUUUGCCGCAGUUAUACAUGACGUAGACCAUCCUGGAGUAACUAAUCAAUUUUUAAUCAAUACUGGUCAUGAAUUGGCUUUACAAUAUAAUGAUGCAUCCGUUCUGGAAAAUCAUCAUCUUUAUAUGGCAUUUAAAAUUCUAACCGAAAAAGAUUGUGAUAUAUUUGCUAAUUUAGGUGGAAAAAAACGUCAAACUUUACGUAGAAUGGUUAUAGAAUUGGUGUUAGCAACAGAUAUGUCUAAGCAUAUGAGUUUAUUAGCUGAUUUAAGAACAAUGGUUGAAACUAAAAAAGUUUCUGGAUCCGGUAUGUUGAAUUUGGACAAUUAUGCUGAUCGUAUACAGAUUUUACAAAAUAUGAUUCAUUGUGCUGAUCUUAGUAAUCCAGCUAAACCAUUACGAUUAUAUCGUAAAUGGACUGGACGUUUAAUUGAGGAAUUUUUCAGACAGGGGGAUAAAGAAAGAAAGUUGUCAUUGGAAAUUAGCCCAAUGUGUGAUCGUGAAUCUGUAGAAGUUGAAAAAUCUCAGGUCGGUUGUUAAUUCUUGUGUGUGCAAACUCUUCAUGUUUUUAACCGUGUAAAUGAGCAAUAAUAAAUUUGUUUUAUAAGGGCAAUGACAUUAAUAGUUUGAUAGUUAACUAACAACGUAGCUUUUGUUCUCUAUAAUCACGAAUUCAGAUACUACUCCACCUAACUCUAUCACGAUAACUGGGUAAUAUCACUGGCUGUCAUUCCCGUAGUACUUCUCAUAGACCGAUAUAUUUAUUUAUACUUCACAAUUGAGUUCUAAUCAAUUUUUAUGUAGAAAUAUAUUCCUUGUAACGAAAACCAUAUCAAUGCUUGAUACUCAUAAGUAAUACUAUAAGUUCUGAAUAUUCAUGACAGAUAUUACUGAAAACUACAUAAAGUGUUUUUUAUUAACAUUAACUUGUGAAGAAGAAUAUUAUCUGGUUUUAAUGUUUGUUAUUUUAAGAAUUUUUUGUGCUUCUCUCCUUUUCCAACAAUAUGGCUGAUCUCUCUUCACUAACGAAUUAUGAUUGUGUAGUUUCUAUGCUAAUUUUUUUAGUAAACUAUUACAUCACACUGAAAGCUUAAUUGUUUUUUCGAAAAUAAUAACAGUAUGUACAGUAAAUUGUCUUAGUUACAUAGAUAGUAUUAUUAAUAUUGUUAUUCGGAACACCAUUAUGGAUUAUCUCUAUAGAUAUGUGUAGUAAAUUAUUAUUACAACCCAUAAAAAUUCCGACAUGAUUGAUAUUGUAGGUGUAAAUAUUUAGUGCAAUAGAUAAUGACAAUUAUGUUUCCCAUUGACGAGUUACGUGCUCAUGUACUUCUCUUUGAGCCGCAGUGUUUAUACAAAGAUUAAUAAUAAAACUAAUUAGCUGCUCAAACAGACUAUGUGAUAGAAGGGUUUGAACCCGAAAUCUAUUUGUUAAAAAUGAGCCAUUUCCUUACCGACUAGAAUAACAUAACCAAAUGUGAUGUCAUUUUGUGGAGUGGCAAUCAUGGAGGUACUUUUUCUAGUUCAAACGAUCAACCGAGUGGACUACCAACUUCUUCUCAGGAGAGAAAAGUGUUAAUUUAUAGACUAAUAAUUGUGUCGAUACUGUUAUCGUUAAUAAUUAGCUUUCUAGCAGUGAAAUCGAAGGUGAACUAGUGUCAAGAACAACCGAUUCACCUGAUUGCAGUUGACAGGAGACUGACUAAGUGGAGAAUAUCAGAACUGCCCAGAACUAUUUUAACAAACACAACAGUACUAUUUUCAAACGCCAAAAUUCAAAUAAAUAAUAUUUCCAAAUGUUACAAGUCAGGUGCCAGAUACCUAAAUUCUAUAAAGUUUGAUUUUAGCAAAGAAGCUUCGUAAUACAAUGAUCCAGAUCAACCACCAAGUAAUUAUGGCUACCCAAGAUAAUCAGGACAAAGAUUAACAAAUUUACAAUCAUUUUGUCUUCAAAUGGAGUUUAUUAAAAUACAAGUCUAUGAUUUGGUUAGAGAUCAAAAAGCUAUCAGUUCCCUGAUGAUUGACAAAUCAGUAUCCGUUGGUUCAUAUUUUCGUUUUCGUAUAGUUUUUGAUAUAGAGCAGAGAUCAUCCAAUUCAGUUUGUGCCAAGUCUCUCACACCUGAUGUAGUUUAAUUUUGUUUUUAAAACGUCUUGAACAUCACAGACUCAUUUCUAAAUUAGUUACUAACUAACAUAUGAUUAUAGUUUGUUUUGAAAGUUAUGAAAGUUUUGUCUAAUUUUCGUCACAGAUUGACAAAUGUUGAAGUAUUAUUUAUCAGCAAUAAAACUUCAUAUUUACCUAGAUAUCCAAUGUGCUUAAGUCAGUUAAUCAGAACGAUUAUCUAAUAACAAUAUUUUACUGAAUGAACAGAAAAAUGUCAUAAAAGAAAACAGAAAUAUUUUUAACUUCUUAGUUAUGAAGUACAACUCAGAAACAAUAAGACGUUUCGGUUAAUAUAAAGAGCCAAUAUUGAACAUAACAAUAUCGAACUAUUUUGUGUUAGUUUCUGUGUUUCAUAGAAUGAGACGUUGUCAAACUCACAAAAUAACAUUAUUUCUAAGACUUAAUACAAUGCAAUAAAAUGAUGUUGUGUUGUGCGCCCCUUAUGCGGACAAACAUAAGUACUAUAUAGCAGGAAUUGGGAGUGAAAUGCUUACCAGCAGAAGAUAUUAUGUACAGAGAAGAGGAAGGAAAACAGUUAGCAAACGGAAUAACAAGAGGAUUAGAAGAAUGAUGAAGGAUGUAAAGGACAACUGAAAGAUGUGUAGAUGAUAUAUAUAAUGUUUGAUUUUCAUAAUUUACAAAGGCACUGUGUAAUUUUGCAUUAAAACAGAAAUUGUUUUACCUCACCAAGUCUUUAUUCUCUACAAAAUGAAUUACAAGACUACAGUUAGUGUUUUUUAAGCCUAAAAUAUUUAAAUGGAAUAUGCGGAAUAGCCACUGCAUUUGCAAUUAUUUAAAAUAAUUGAAUUCCAAUGUAAAAACUGGUUAAUGAUAUACAUAUUUUCAAUGAAAAUGAUUUAGUACAAUCAUUUCACAUUUUUCAACGCUACUCGAUUUAUUGUAUAAUUUCAAUUGAGAUCAUGAACCAAUCAAUGUUAAACCACCAAUGAAAACGUGAAAGCACUAGAUGGUCGUUUUGUCUUAGUAUAGGACUCCUCAAAAAUGUGUAUUCGUACUAGAACAAAACAGCCAUUUAGAGCUUCCAGGUUUUCAAUGGUGGCUUAACAUUGAUCGGUUCAUGAUCUCAA